This is a messenger RNA of Neomonachus schauinslandi (Hawaiian monk seal), 868 nucleotides long. Its product is annotated as charged multivesicular body protein 4b-like. Lineage: Eukaryota; Metazoa; Chordata; Mammalia; Carnivora; Phocidae. Gene Ontology annotation, cellular component: cytoplasmic side of plasma membrane; ESCRT III complex; multivesicular body. Gene Ontology annotation, biological process: late endosome to vacuole transport via multivesicular body sorting pathway; vesicle budding from membrane. The record is from RefSeq and is a predicted model, not a curated record.
AUGAAUCAGAGCAGAACUGGGUUCUCAACCCUGGCCAAAAGCUGGGGCACUUUUAGAAAUCCUAAAGCCCAGAGCUGCGGGGCGGAGGCGGCGGAGAGGCCGGCGGCAGGGAGCGGCGGGCCGGGAGCGGGCGCUGGAGCCGAGCCGAGCCGGAGUGGGAGGCGCAGGCCGGCGCGGCGAGCAGCCACCGUGUCGGUGUUCGGGAAACUGUUCGGGGCAGGAGGGGGCAAGGCUGGCAAGGGCGGCCCGACCCCUCAGGAUGCCAUCCAGCGGCUGCGGGACACGGAAGAGAUGCUAAGUAAGAAGCAGGAAUUCCUGGAGACUAAGAUGGAGCAGGAGCUGACCGCUGCCAAGAAGCACGGCACCCAAAACAAGCGCGCGGCCCUCCAGGCCCUGAAGCACAAGAAGAGGUAUGAAAAACAGCUAGCGCAGAUCGACGGCACGCUGUCAACCAUCGAGUUUCAGCGGGAGGCCCUGGAGAACACCAAUACCAACACUGAGGUGCUCAAGAACAUGGGCUAUGCUGCUAAGGCAUACGACACGGACAUCGAUGAAGUUGAUGAAUUAAUGCAGGACAUUGCUGACCAGCAAGAACUUGCAGAGGAGAUUUCAACAGCUAUUUCAAAACCUGUAGGAUUUGGAGAAGAGUUUGAUGAGGAUGAGCUCAUGGCAGAAUUAGAAGAACUAGAACAGGAGGAACUAGACAAGAAUUUGCUGGAAAUCAGUGGACCCGAAACAGUCCCUCUACCAAAUGUUCCCUCUAUAACCUUACCAUCAAAACCCACCAAGAAGAAGGAAAAGGAAGAGGAUGACAUGAAGGAAUUGGAGAAUUGGGCUGGAUCCAUGUAAAUGGUGCAGUGUGGGCUGG